UUUUCUUACCUUAACCUAAAUGGGAUAUCUUUGAAUUGAAGGAAUGGAAUUAACUAGUGAUUUGGUUAAGUACACCUAUGAAGACUUGAAUUCUAUCACUGAGGGCUUCAGUGCCGAAAACUUUAUUGGGAAUACCCAAUAUGGAAAGGUGUUCCGGGGAAAUAUUCAGCAAGGUUUGGAGACUCAAGUGGUUACUGUGAAAAUAUGGGUAGAGUUUGGUUGUUGGUCAACUGUUCCAAGUCGUCAGGUAUCUAGAUGGGAAAAAGAAAUCAAGCUACUGACAGAUCCAGAUGUGAAAGUGCAUCCAAACACGGUAAAGUUGAUUGGGUGCUGCGGUGAAAAUGGACAGCUUGGUGUUGUGUAUGACUUACAACCAAUUAACUCUCUGUCCAACAUAGUUCUUCAAGAUGAUUUUAAGUGGAUUCAUCGAAUCAAGGUAGCUCUUGGGUUUGCACGCCUCCUUGAUUUUUUGCAUGAUAAAGGACUUUGGGUUCACAACAUCACUCCGGAUCAUUUACUGGUUGACCAGGCUUUCAAUCCAAAACUAUUUGACUUUAGUAUGCUUGUUGGUGGAGUUUUUGGUGAAAUUUCUGACCAUAAACGUGAAGGGGGAAGUGCUGGCUAUAUUGAUCUGCAUGGUGCUGAGAUAGGUGAUAGGUCGGACAAAACAGAUGUCUUUGCGUACGGUGCUGUACUUCUGGGGCUUAUCACAAAAACAGUGUAUGAUGGAGAGGAGCAUUUUCGUCUGGGAUUGGAGCAUUUAAUUUGUUUCUGGGCCUGGGUAGAGUACAAUAAAAAACCCAAGUCUAAGUUCUUAUUGUUUCGCAGCAAAAAAGACAUCAAAGAGAUCGCUCGCACGUACUGGGGAGUGUACAAAGAACGCAAGUCUAAGUCACUCGUGCACGAAAGCCUUAGGAGUGAUCCAUCCUUUGAUGCUGGUGACGGAGUUGAAAUCACAAAACUGGCUAUUCGCUGCGUGCAACGAAGCUUAGAGCAACGACCAACCAUGAAACAAGUAGUUUCUUGUUUGAAAAAUCUCAAAUGUUUUGGUGAUUCUCAUGCCAUGAGAAUCUGACCAACUAUGAAUUACAACUGUGGCGGUGUGGGUUACAGUAAAUUUCUUCCCUGCGAGUAUGUGCCCUUGAUAUGGUGCUGUGCAACUUGCUACUGCAAAAUGUUUAGGACCCCUGACUUUGGCCUGGUCUGUUUUCCCGUUCCUUUCUAGCAAUAUGUUAAGCUCACCGAUGUGGUGAAUUUGAUGAAUUUGAUGAUAGUCGAAGGACAUUUCUUAAAA
Messenger RNA from Rhododendron vialii, 1294 nucleotides. Its product is annotated as L-type lectin-domain containing receptor kinase VIII.2-like. The transcript has 5 exons. Gene Ontology annotation, molecular function: protein kinase activity; ATP binding. Lineage: Eukaryota; Viridiplantae; Streptophyta; Magnoliopsida; Ericales; Ericaceae. Gene Ontology annotation, biological process: protein phosphorylation. The record is from RefSeq and is a predicted model, not a curated record. Gene Ontology annotation, cellular component: plasma membrane. The coding region runs from base 44 to 1075 and encodes 343 amino acids.